This is a messenger RNA of Vitrella brassicaformis, 1259 nucleotides long. Lineage: Eukaryota; Vitrellaceae. The record is from the annotation of a GenBank genome assembly.
CGACGAAUGAUUGGUCUCUCCGCUCCGCUCAGUGUACACACCAGAGCCCCGGCUCAAAUGAGGCAGCCAUUCGUUACCUGUUUGUGUCAGUAGUUGGUUGCCGUGGUACCAUCGGCCCAGUACGGCUGUGGGUCGCCAUAGGCAGACGCCGUGAAGGGCAUCUUCUGAGGCCGGGAUGAACUUGGGUAGCAGCACGCAAGCACCAACCACAACUGAGCGAACACCACACAGCACAAGGACAAAGGCAUCCACAAGGUAAGUCUUUAUCUUGUCGUGCCGCCCACCCGUUCUUGGCGACGCUGAGAACACAGGGAAUGCACAUUAGAAACGCGAUCAUCGCCUGAAGACACGACCAACGAUUUUCAUUGCAAAAAGGCGUCUGUGUGUCCGUGUCUGAAAGCGCGCUGACCACGAAGUCGAGUACGAUGACCCAGGCCAAACGCGGCAGACCCAAAAUAUACUUGGGCUCACCAUCUGCCGCCAGUCACACACAGGCGUGGGGCUCGUAAUGUGCAUCUCUUUCCUUCUCUUUCGGCUCACUCACUUGGUGAGAGGAAUAGCUGGAGGGUCUCGUAUGCAAUCCUGCUGAGUGUCAGGCGGUCCUCUCCCUCCACAGGAAUGCUAGUAGUGCCACCCGGAGCAGCAGACGAGGCAGGCUUCUGCCUCUCCGUGCCUUGCGAGGAAUUCUCGCCGUGUUUGGGCGCCAACACGACUCCAUGGUUGCCCUUGUGGUGAUGGUGGUGGCCCGGGCGGCGCUGCAGAGAUACCGAAGAAGAUGCGGGAUGGGUAUGGUUGCUGGCCGCAGGGGGAUGGUAGUUGUGGUUGGGAUGCUGAUGCCAGCUAUGCGGGCGUCGGUGGUUGCGCCCAUCAUUGAAUGGAUUAUGGGCUUUUGCCGUUGUGAUGAUGCCUCCCCGGUCCUCGGCCUCGUCCUCCCUCUCUAUCAUUUGCUCCAUGGCCGGCGCCAGCUUGAAGUGCGGGCGCUGCGCAGCGUGGAACUGCAGCAGAAAUGAGUGGCCAUCGUCGUCGCCGAUGGUCCGCGGGCGGCUGAGGUGGUGCUGGAGGUCCACUCGCUGGUGCAGAGGUCGCGCAACGGGAUCAGAUGCGGACAGCUGUUCGUGCUCCUUGGAUGAACCCAGUGCCGUGAUGGAUGGGCAGAGCCAUAAGAGAAUGCAAAGGGGAGCCAGCUGCCACAUGGUGCAUUAGAAUGGUAGAGAUAAACGACUUCUCCAAACGGCGAAAUCAUCCGUCAUGCAUUCUCG